AUGAAAGGUAUUUCUUCUAAUUUUAUCGAAGUAAUAGAACUUACAGAAUUAACGUCAGAUCACAUACCAGUGCUUCUCAUGUUUAGUUUUAAUGUUAUACAUAAACAACGAAAGAUGUUGCUAACCAACAAGAAAACAGAUUGGGACAUCUUUAAAGCGAAUCUAGACGAGACGUUAACGCUCUCAGUAAGACUAAGAACACCUAUUGAAAUUGAUAGCACUGUUGAACAACUGACUAAUAACAUCGUAAAAGCUGCGAAAGUGGCCACACCCAUAAUACCAACAGGUGAAAAUCGCGAGACUACCUACCCAAUGGAUAUAAAAAAUCUAGUUCAACAAAUACGCCGAGCGAGAAGAACAUAGCAUAAUAGACGACAUCCAACAGAUAAAACUGAAUGGAACCGUGUAAGCAAAAUUCUUUAUGACAAAAUUAAAGAGAUGAAAAACGUUACUUUCAAAUCAUACGUAUGUGGUCUCUUUGCAACGGAUAAUACCGAUUAUUCGUUAUGGAAAGCCACAAGACAUAUGAAGAGACCUCGUGUUCAGGUACCACCCAUCCGCAAAGAAGAUGGCACCUGGGCUCGCAGUGAACAAGAAAAAGCAGAAAUAUACGCUCGACAUCUUGAACGCGUAUUUCUACCAAACGCCAUAGACUCUGAGCUUGACAUUGUACAAUGUCCGCAGCUUAGUACAACACGUAAAAAGAUUAAAAAUUUCACUCCAUUAGAAGUUGCUAAAGUAAUAGAUGACAGUUUAAACCCCAAAAAAGCACCAGGCUAUGAUGAAAUAAGUCCAAAAAUACUUAAAGAGCUUCCUAAGAAGGCCAUCAUUCAUCUUACGCACAUAUACAAUGCUAUUUUGCGUAUGGAAUACAUUCCAGAACAAUGGAAACGGGCACAAGUCAUUAUGUUGCUCAAACCAGGAAAACCACCAGAAGAUGUCACAUCUUACCGUCCCAUAUCCCUCCUUCCGAGUUUGUCUAAACUCUUAGAGAAACUUCUACUUAAACGUCUAAAACCAAUUAUAGAAGAAAAACAUCUUAUACCGGACCAUCAGUUCGGAUUCCGUAACAAACAUUCGACAAUCGAUCAAGUCUAUCGCGUUACCAACGUGAUAAGUAAAGCCCUUGAAGAAAAAGAUUACUGCUGUGGAGUGUUCCUUCACGUAGCUCAUGCUUUUGACAAAGUCUGGCACAAAGGAUUCCUCAUCAAACUACGUGAACAACUGCCAAAUACCUGGUGUGCACUUCUUGAAUCAUACUUAACCGACCGUCACUUCCGAGUCAUACACGAAGAAGCAGUAACCGAAUGGAAAAAUAUAUUACCUGGAGUACCACAAGGUAGUGUCUUAGGACCUAUUUUUUACCUACUUUACACAGCUGAUAUACCAAACAAUGAUAACAAUGACACCGUAACGAUAGCUAUGUUUGUCGAUGAUACGGCAAUUUUGUCGACAAGUAAGAAUCAGCUGACAGUAACUGACAACUUACAAGCAUCAAUUAAUAACAUUUUUGCCUGGACGAGACGUUGGAAAAUUAAGAUUAAUGACGAUUCCAAUUUUGCUGAAUCAAACUUUAAUCCCACAAAAAGAUUCAGCAAUAUAUCUUGGAAUGCAUCUUGACUCUCGUUUAAACUGGAAACAUCAUGUCCGUCAGAAAAAAAUACAGAUUAAAGAAAAAAUGCGAAAGCUCUAUUGGUUAGUUGGACCCCACUCUGAGUUAACUAUAGAAAACAAACGUCUACUAUAUGUAGCUAUUAUAAAACCAAUUUGGACCUAUGGAAUUCAACUGUGGGGUUGUGCUAGUAAGUCUAACAUUGAUAUAAUACAACGUUGCCAAAACAUCGCUCUUCGGACUAUCACUGCAGCCUACCGGUUUGAAAGAAACGAUGCCAUUCACCGCGAUAUGAUGCUGCCUACAAUAGCAGAAGAAAUCCAAAAGUUUGCUCGUAAACACGAGAGGAGAUUAGAGGACCAUAUCAACCCAAUGGCCAUCCAACUGUUAGACAACUCCAAAGACAUUAGAUGCCUUAAGCGUCUGAAACCAUAUAACUUAGUUUAAGUGUUUAAAUUAAGUACAGG
Cinara cedri is the source of this 2079-nucleotide messenger RNA. NCBI's taxonomy places the organism in Eukaryota, Metazoa, Arthropoda, Insecta, Hemiptera, Aphididae. The record is from the annotation of a GenBank genome assembly.